AAACAGUGGGCUGGCAGUCGCAAGAUGAGAUCGGCGGCGCUUGCACUGUUCUAUGUGAGCUUGUGGGUGAGCUCGGGUUCUCUGGUGCUGGGCAAGCGCUAUAUGCGCUGUGAGCUGGCACGGAAGCUGCUGGAACAGCACGGCUUUGAGCGCAGCCUGCUUUCCAGUUGGAUAUGCCUGCUGGAGCAUGAGAGCGAUCUGGACACCGCCAAGGUGACAACCAAUCCAAACGGAUCCCGCAGCUAUGGCUUGUUUCAGAUCAACGGUCGCUACUGCCAGGAGGCGAGACGCGGCGGCGUUUGCAAUGUCAAGUGUGAAGAGCUGCUCGACGAGAAUCUGCGCGAGGGAGCCGCCUGCGCGAAGCGCAUUCAAGCUUCCGAGGGCUUUCGCCAUUGGAACGGCUGGCAGCGCUAUUGUCGCAACCUUCAGAACCUGCCCAAUCUAAAGGUCAUAUGCGGCAUAUAACUUAUUUAACUGCUCUAAGAAUCUCCUAAAUACAUAUACAUACAUACAUAUCUGAAGAUACAGUGCCGAACAAAAAAGUCAGUACAGUGGAUAUGUAUAUCUAUUUUUAAAUUAUUAUAUAAAAAUGUGAUCCAUAAAUAGUGUAUUUCAAUAUGGAAUGACAAUAAGACCCUUUUUGUAAAACAUUGUA
Molecule: messenger RNA, 655 nt
Organism: Drosophila virilis
Lineage: Eukaryota; Metazoa; Arthropoda; Insecta; Diptera; Drosophilidae
Product: lysozyme
Molecular function (GO): lysozyme activity
Source: RefSeq, a predicted model, not a curated record